CGAAACCCAAAAAAGAGGACGGAAAAGAAGGAAGCUAUGUCGAUCAGAGAAGAAAUGGAGGAAUCCAAGCAGGCCGACGGAGGAGGGCGGAGAGGGCGGCGGAGCUGUGGCGGGAAGCGGCAGAAACGCGCGGAGAAGCCAGUCGAACUAGAAGAAGAAGAAGAGGAGGAGGAGUUGGAGCAGCAAUUCGCCGAGGAAGAAGUUGACGAGCUAUCCUUGAGCUCGAAUCCCUUCUUCUACCCUACCACUCCCACUUCCUUCGUCGUCUCCGACGCUCUGGAGCCCGAUUUCCCCAUCAUCUACGUCAACAAGGUCUUCGAGAUCUCCACCGGCUACCGCGCUCACGAGGUCCUCGGCCGCAAUUGCCGGUUCCUGCAGUUCAGAGAUCCGCGAGCUCAACGGCGGCACCCGCUGGUGGAUCCGGUGGUGGUUUCCGAGAUCAGAAGAUGCGUUGACGAAGCCAUUGAAUUCCAAGGGGAGCUUCUGAAUUUCAGCAAGGACGGAACUCCAUUGGUGAACAGGUUGAGGCUUACUCCAAUUCGCGAGGAUGACGGCACCAUCACCCACAUAAUCGGCAUCCAAGUGUUCUUGGAAGCCAAAAUCGAUCUCGACCAGCUCUCGUACCCCGUUUUCAAGGAGAGCGAUUCCAUUAACUUACACAACUAUGAGGAAAAUCGUCCUGCAGAUGCCGAUACUCAUCUCCUUGACUCGCCCUGCGACGACCUGCAGCCUCAUCAGCUUCAUCCUCAUCAACAGCAGCAGCCGCAGCAGUAUCAGGAGCUGUGCAGGAUUCUCGAGUUGUCUGAUGAAGUGCUGGCUCAAAACAUUUUGUCACGUUUGACGCCGAGAGAUGUGGCAUCUAUUGGUUCGGUUUGCAGGAGAAUACGGCUGCUGACGAAGAACGAACACGUGAGGAAGAUGGUGUGCCAGAACUCAUGGGGGAGGGAAGUUACAGGUGCUCUGGAGUCCAUGACCAAGAAGCUAGCUUGGGGGAGGUUGGCUAGGGAGCUCACCACUCUCGAAGCUGUGUGCUGGAGGAAGAUGACAGUUGGUGGAGCAGUCGAGCCGUCUCGUUGCAACUUCAGUGCUUGUGCUGUUAGUGGUAACCGUCUCGUGUUGUUUGGAGGGGAAGGGGUUGAUAUGCAGCCGAUGGACGACACAUUCGUCCUCAAUCUAGACGCGGCGAAUCCAUCCUGGCAGAGGGUGGUUGUAGAAUCAUCUCCACCGGGACGAUGGGGUCAUACAUUGUCAUGCUUCAAUGGCUCUUCGCUUGUGGUGUUUGGCGGGUGUGGAAGGCAAGGGUUGCUGAAUGAUGUGUUUGUUCUCGACUUGGACGCCAAACAUCCAACGUGGAAGGAAGUCUCCGGAGGGACGAGCCCUCCUCUCCCAAGAUCAUGGCACAGCUCUUGCACGAUUGAAGGUUCCAAACUCGUCGUCUCCGGUGGUUGCACGGAUGCAGGGGUGCUUCUAAGCGAUACAUACCUGUUGGAUCUCACCAACGUAAACCCGGCUUGGCGAGAGAUUGUUCCUGCUACAGCAUGGACACCGCCAUCUCGGUUGGGACAUUCGCUAUCGGUGUAUGGCGGGUCGAAGAUUAUGAUGUUCGGUGGGCUGGCCAAGAGUGGUCACUUGCAGCUGAGGUCGGGCGAGGCGUACACCAUCGACCUGGGAGACGAGAAGCCAGCGUGGAGGCAGCUCGAUUGUUCGGCGUACAGCGGCGCUGGCAGCCAGAACUGCGUGGUUCCACCUCCGAGGCUCGAUCACGUAGCUGUAAGCAUGCCUUGUGGGAGGAUCAUAAUCUUUGGCGGGUCGAUUGCUGGGCUGCAUUCGCCUUCACAACUGUUUCUCCUCGAUCCCGCCGAGGAGAAGCCGUCGUGGAGGGCUCUCAAUGUUCCCGGUCAGCCUCCGAAGUUCGCUUGGGGCCAUAGUACGUGCGUGGUUGGAGGGACGAGGGUUUUGGUUCUUGGUGGGCAUACUGGGGAGGAAUGGAUACUGAACGAAGUGCAUGAAUUGUGCUUGGCUACCCGGCAGGACUUGGACGUGUAAUUUGAAGUACAGUUCGUUGCUGGUUCACAUCCCAGGCAAGCACUCAAAUUACACAAAAGUUUCAUCCUGAGUUCUCGUGUUAUGUUUUGUUGUAUGUAUGUAGAUUGUGAUGAUUGAUUAGACAAAAACAACGCAACCUUAUGAUUUGAAUAAAUUAAUGCAUUCCUU
Molecule: messenger RNA, 2214 nt
Organism: Linum trigynum
Lineage: Eukaryota; Viridiplantae; Streptophyta; Magnoliopsida; Malpighiales; Linaceae
Source: the annotation of a GenBank genome assembly